AUGGCAGUCUCAAGAGGAAUGCAUUGGAAUGUGCAUGAAUCGCUGAAUCGCCGUGACAUUGGGCGUGUCCUUCGUCUCGCGCGCUGCUGCCUGGUGACCUUGAUCGCCUGGCAGCUGAACUUUCUUUUUCGAGGCCAUGUGGGACAGGUGUUCGGACGAUGCAAGCCACGUACGACGAUGCUCUGCUACAAGGAGCUUCCUCUGCUGGAUGAAGAGAGCAACUCGCUCUUCCUGCUACUGCGAGGAAUGACCACUGUGAGUUUCUGCCGGCCAAGCCCACCGCCGCUGCGGUGGCUCCAGCGGCGUUUGACCGCCGUGGUGGAGAAAAACCCUUGGCUUGGAGGGAAACUGCGUCGAGUGGAGGAGUCGGUGAGGCUGUGCUUUUCGGAGGAGGUCCUUGAUGAGCGAAACCUGGCGUUGUCAGUGGAGGUCGUGGAGCCCAUGAACAUCACUUCCAGCACUCCCUACGAGGUCAUCAGCCAGCGGAUCAGUGGAUCUCCAGCUGAAGUGAGGUCAGGGCUGGUGUGCCUGGAGAACUCCAGCGAGCCCUUGCUCCGUGUCUCUUUGUCUGAUGGCAAGCUGAACGAGUUCGCACUCGUGGUCUCGAUCUCGCACAUCAUCGCAGAUGGGCACACGUACUACAAACUCUUCAGUAUGCUGACCCAGGACAUCCCAGUGGUCUCCUUGAAUCCUUCACGGAAGCUUCACUUCCACCGACAACGCCUGGCUGCUGUCGGUGAGAGCGAAUACGACUUCAUCUACUCGCCUGGGUAUGUUUUGAACUGCCUGGGCAGCAAGGUUCUCUAUGGCCGGCCCAGGUGCCGAGCGUAUUUGGUGGAUGCUCAAAAGAUGAACGAUGUCAAGGUCCGGGAAGCGGAGACACACCACGAUCUGUCCUUUGUCUCAACGAACGAUGUGCUAACCUCCGUCUUCGCACGCCUCAUUGCUGCACGAGUUUGCUCCAUGGCGGUGAACUUCCGACAUCGCCUGCCAGGGAUUCUGGAGGAGGAUGCAGGAAACUACCAGGGCCUCCUUUGCUUGUGCCCCUCGGACUACGCCUCACCCGGCCUCGUGCGCACGAGCCUGGUGCGCGGGAAAGACACCGCUGUCUUUCGCCGCUGCGGUCGUGAGCCGGCUGAGCCGCUGCCAGACUUCUGGGAGACCUUGAGCUCGCGGCUGGCCGUCAUCACUAGCUGGGCAUUCCAGGGUGACCCUGGUCUCGAAGGAUGUGAGAUGAUUCUUCAUUUGCCUCAUUUCGACCUCGAUGAGGUGAACUCUGACAUGGCUGUGAUCUUCAGGCCACGUGCUGGGCAGCUCGCGGCUUUGCUGAUGUUGGAGCAGGGCUUGACUUUUGAAGAAGCCUGGAGCUUAUGCGAGAGGAAGCGGCCGAUCGUGUAUCCAAAUGUCGGCUUCCAGCAGCAACUCCGGUAUUUGGAGAAGAUCAUGACGAAGGUGGUGGACUUCAAGGCAUGCUCCGAGUCGAAAAAGACCAGCGCAACGGAACUCUUCAGAUGCUAUGGUCGCACUGGUGUGGUCGGUGUGCCAGGUACCUUUACAGGCACAACAGGCUUUGGUGCAUGGCUAGCGUAA
This is a messenger RNA of Durusdinium trenchii, 1590 nucleotides long. NCBI's taxonomy places the organism in Eukaryota, Dinophyceae, Suessiales, Symbiodiniaceae. The record is from the annotation of a GenBank genome assembly.